AUGUUUUCUAACAAUAUUGACAUUAAGAUAUCAGCUUUAAAAUUGAUCUGUUGUCUCUCUGAAAAAUUUGCCUCUCACUAUCCCAUGAAGUUUUCUCUAUCUAAGAAGCACCGGGAUUUGUUGAUCAGUUUCAUCAAAACAUUUCCUCCAAACACUAUUGGAUCAGAGCCUGGUCCAGUUCCUAUUACUGUUAAGAGCAUUGAUCAAGAACAACAUACUACGACUAUUAGGUCGCCAUCUGUUGUUUCUGAUCAGAAUAGCCCAUCACCAAAUAAGAAGCACAAGAAAUCAAAGAGUAAGGAUAAUAAGGACGGAAAUAACAUCAGUCUCUAUGAUUGUUUGCGCUCAGAUACCACUAUCCCCGUUAGAUGGACAUCACUUAAUUAUGAAUACUAUUAUACUGGUAUUACUGCAAAAGUUCAAAACUCCAAACAAAGCGAUAGCAGAGAAAAAAAGGCAAAAAAACAAAAGAAGGUUAAAAAGUCUGCUCUUGGUGAAGGAUUGCGUACAUUUUCUUUGACAUCCGAAUCAUUGAAAAAAUUAUCCCUGCAACAAAUCUUUGACAAAGCAGCUACAGUUAUUCCCAAGGAGAAAUGGACUGAUUUUGUUCUACAUGUCUAUAUUGCAAUUGCUUACAGUGGCUCAGAUUUUGACUGUCUUGCUCUACGUGGAAAAUUAGUUACUUUUAAAUGCUGCUCUGUUGCUGCGGCUUCCGCUAAUAUUAGCUAUAGUUCAUUUGUUGGUUUAGUGUUUGAUGAGGAACCAUACCUUUUAAGCUACAUGUGUGAUCUCAUUAAUCCGGACAACCACGUUCCAAGAGAACCAGUUAUUGCAACACUAAGAGCAUUUGUUAAUAUUUCAAAUAAAAGAAAUGGGGCUUCUGAUUUAAUGAGAGCCUUGAGUGGUAAUGUCAAUCAUGGCCUCUUAUUUCACAUAUUGAAGCAUACAUAUAAAGUAGUCGUUGAUGGUACUUUUAAUAAUGAUCAGGCCUAUAUGAACUAUUUAUACAAUAUACUUGCUAAUUUGAUUGAGAGUAAAUCUUUGGCUUCACAUUUGCGUUCCGCUGGUCUGAUGAAAAUCUUUCUAGAUUUUCUCUCUUUGAGAAACAAUUACAGAAUGACAAGAUCUGGACCACUUCAUUUAAUUGAAAUAUUUAUUGAACGGUCUGUCGAUGCAUUUGAUGAUUUUGUUGCAAAUGAUGGUUUUAAUGUGAUUAUUUCUCUACUUGAAUUUGAAGUUGAUUUUGCCAUUGAAAACCCAGAUUACGAAGGUGGCGCACCAAAGGAAGCGAAUUUAUCCCAUUUAAUAACUGCCAGACAAGUAAAGUUGCUAAAUUUUCUUCUCAAGUUGGUUAUAUCAUUGAUUUCUACAUAUCCAGGUGAUCAGAUGAGAAAUUUAUAUGACUCUCCCAUGUUGAAAAGCUUGAUUAAAAUCCUAAAGAAUAUCAAAAUUUUUGGUCAUGAAUUGUUAUUCAAUUGUGUGAGAAUCAUUGGAACCAUUAUCAACAAUGAGCCAACUGCUUAUUCUAUCCUAAGUGAAGCUUGUGUGAUUGAUACGUUCAUCGAGAGUUUUGACACUUUUUUGGUCCCCAAUAGUGACCUAUUAUUAGAGUUGCCUGAUACUAUCAAUGCCAUUGCAUUGAACAAUAGUGGAUUGAGCAAAAUUAAGGAAUACAACAUUAUCCCUAGAUUGUUUUCUAUUUUUAGGGACGUUAAGAUUUGUAAGCAAUUAGUGGUAAUUGAAAACGUCAUGAAUUUAGGACAUGCAGUAGAUGAGUUGGCCAGACAUCACCCAGAACUUAAGGAUACUAUAAGUGCAGAAAUAUUGCGGUUAAUAGACGAAAUUCCGAAUUUGGUUAGAUUUGAAGCUAUUGAUUUUUAUCAGUCCAAAAACGGAUCACUAUAUCAUAGCCAAGAAGAAGAGAAUAUUCAUACUGAAGAAGGGAACCACAGUCUGGUGAGGUGGGAUAACUAUGAGCAAUCGGUUAUUAUUCAAUGUGCCCUUAUAUUUUUGUCUUCAAUUUUUGAAAAUGUGAAGGAUUGGAAGAAAUUAUUUACCCAAAUCAACAUGAAUAACUUCUUUAAAUUUAUUUGUUUGGAGAAUGCGCCAUUUGAUUACUCCCUGUCUAAGACAAUCAUCCACUUUAGAAAUAUCAUUAAAUAUAUUGAUCAAACUUCACGUUCCCACUGCUUACCGUUUUUAAAAGAUCGUAUUGUUGACACCCUGGGCAGUCUCGAAGAGUUUACUAAUUUUGCAAGUGAAGAUGUUUCCUUUUUCCAACAAUUUGAAAUGAGAAAAGAUGGCAAUUCGCAGAGAAAGGCUCAUAAUGUGCUUUCAAAGUUAGGUAUAAUGAACUGUCUACUAUUCGUGAUGUCUGAUUUCUACUCAAAGUUGCACAAAUACCAGCCAAACAAAAUUCUCGAUAUUGCGGAAUUAUUCGGUUCGGAAUCUGGAUUGAAGCUGAUUGAACGCCUUUGUUUAUUUUUUAGAAGACUAACAUUAGAAGAAGUUAUACUGCAUGUGAAUACACCAACUGAAGUGGCUAAGAACGCUUUCACUCUAGUCCAAGCUAUUUCACCCAAACAGAAAGAAAUAGGUUACUCUUCUUCAGAAAAUGGAGAUUGGGAGGGAACGAGUGCAAAGUUUAAGAACAUAUCAAUUUUGUAUUUUAAUUUUUCACGUUCAAAAUUUUGGUUAAGAAACAUUUUCAACAGUUUUUGUUCAAUCAAUUAUGGUAGGAGAUCAGAUAACAGGACUUUGUUUGGUAUCGCUACACGCUACGCAGUUGGUAUCAUUGACAAAUAUACAACGACUAUGAUGGAUAUGUUGGUCAGCCUUAAAACAAAACAUCAGCAAAUUAGAUGCGGCUUUAUUUUUUGCCUAUUGAACCAGUUAUAUUUAAAUUUAUUUCAAUCUUUUGGAGGCUCAUCUCCUGUGAAUCCAACUAUGAGCAUAUGUCUUUUACAAAACAAAAACUAUCCGGUUUUGAAGAACCUUGCAGUAGAAGUGUUUGCCUUGUUGGGUACCCUUGACGUUGCAAAGAUAAAGAAAGCAUCAGAGCAAGAAUUUAUAACAAUUGAGCUAGAAAGUCUUGCGUUAGCCCUGGCUUCCGAGAUUCUUCAUAUUCACGCUGAUGUUGGAUCAGUCAAUACAAUUGGCUCAAUUCCAAAUGGUGAUAAAAUGUACUCCUACUUGAGAAAAGAUGCUGAAGAAUACUAUAAUAUGGAGGUUAUUGUCAGCCUUCAAGUACAAGCUGCAAUUGCGAAUUUUGUCAUGUUGCAAGAGCUUUUAUCUGACUCUGGACUCAAGCUACUUGAAAGGUAUCCGGAUCACAUACCUGAUUCACUCAUGGAGGGAAUUGUUGAAAUCAGUAAAAGUGCAUUUGCUAGUUUUGAAACUGAUCGUUUGAGGUUUAGAGGUAGGUUAUUCCCUAUCUCUGCGGCCACCACUUCGCCUUCGGACUACAAUAUUGCUUUUCUAAAGGAUGUUGGUUUUUCAGACGAAGAAGCAAAGGAAGUCUUAGUCUUUUAUAACGAUGAUAUGGAGGCCAUCCUUAGAGAAGAUGAAGAAUCGCUUGCAGAGAACUUCAGUUCAAGGUCUUUGAACUGGAAAGCCCUUCUAAACCGGAAGUAUAUUCCUCCCCAUAUCGAGCCAGUUAAAUUGAACUAUUUACCAAAAUAUGAUAUUGAUACAAUUGAUGAUCUUUAUUUUCACAGAAGCACUAAUGAAUCUACAUUUAUUAAUUACUGGAUUGAAAUUGUUCAGUUGUAUCCAAAAUUAGCAAGUAAUAUUUCAAGUCUAAUUGUUGCUAUCUUCGGAAGACCUCUACAUGAAAAAAUGGAGGACAUUAUUAACCCGUUGUUCCAUACCAUUACCCUGAUGGAUUUUAGCAGCAACAACGAAUCGUUGAGCAACAAGAUUUCAUCUACUUUGACAUUGGUUGGUUUUAUCCUAAGCAACUUGUCGUUUACAAAGUACUUUUCUAUGAUUGAGAAGUUUGGAACAUUUUUAUCAGCUCAUAUCAUCGAAAAAAAUAUUGAAAAAUCGUGGUUUUCUAGUGCUUUGAUGAUUUUUACCAAAAUAUUCUCAGAGGUGAUUGUUCCCUAUGCCCCAGCUGCUCCAAAAGUCAGUGAUCCAUCCAAAUAUCCACCUUACUUGGUAUCGAUUCCUGAUACACCAGUUAUUAAGGCGGAACUUGAAAAUUCAAUAUUGAGCUUAGUUUUAAACAUUGAAAAAAUACAAACAGACAAACUGUUGAUUGAGGUAACGAACAUCAUUGUUUUGCUUUGUAACACUGAUGAAAGAAUUUGUCUUCUUGCUAAAUCAAGGGUGCUCAAAUCUCUAAUAAGUUUUGUCAGGAACAACAAGUGCUCCACUCAAAUACAUUCUCAAAUCAUUAAUGUCAUUCGAAGAUCUGUCGAAUGUGACCAAGUAGUUAAGAACUUUUUCCAAAAAGAAAUUACAUCCAUUUUGAAAGCAAAAAGCGACGCCAAAAAACCGAAAACCAAAGAUUUGAAGGUUUUUUUGGAUGAAAACUCUGCUCUUGUUUUAAGAAAUGCAGCAUUGUUUGCAGAGGUUAUUGGGGAAAAGUGUAUCCUAAAAAAGGCAAACAGGAAUUUCAAAUCUCCUUUGAUAUCUCUUAUGACUUCUGAAGAUAUGUCUAUAUUGGAAAGACAUGGAAUCUCUACCAAAGGAGGUAAAUCAUAUGAAUCCACUAACACCACGGAUAUUAUGUAUUUUCUUCUCUCGGAACUAAUGGUCAUUAGUAGGAAAGAGAUUAUGGAAGAUGUCAAUCGAAGCGUCAAAGAAAAGGAGAUUCAAAAUAAAGGAGAGGCGGAAAGGAAGAGAAAAAAUGAAACUAACGAAAUAAUUGGUAACAAUCGAAAACUAGCGUAUGUUGUUUUUUUGCUCCAGACGGUUGCUGAGCUGCUUUUCUCUUACACUUCAUGUAAAACGGCUUUCUUGACCUUCUCUAAGAAAAUGAAGUCCAAUGAUAGUAAAAAGCCACGCUCCACUGCUUUGAAUAUGUUAAUUCACAAGUUCAUUACUGUCAAUCCGUUUGAGAAAGAAGCUAAUGAGCUUCACAAUGUUCAUGAAUUACUUACAUCUUUGGGGUCUGCAUGUAUCAUGGGAUUAGUUUCAACUGUCCCUGUUGAAGGCGCAGAAUAUAUCGAUUCCAAAAUGGUAGAUGAAAGCAUCGCCUUUUCAAGAAAAUUCACAGUCGAUAUUAUAAUCAAGAUAUUAAAAGAAACUGAAUUUUCUAAAAAGAGUUCAAUUAUUAAAUAUGGUAGAAUUGUUGAUCUUAUUAACCUCUCUAGAAAACUGUGUGGUGAGAGCUUGGGAAAUGUUGUAUCUGUUGCUGUUGAUUUGGAGGCGACUAAAAAUGAUAGUUUCUAUAUGGCAAAGGAGCUGUUGGAUAAAAAAUUCACUAAUGUUGCUACAGGUAUAAUUGCACGCCUAGAUAUGAACUUUCCAUACACGGAGCAGGUUUCAGAAUCUAUUCUAAAAAUGCUUUCGCUUCUUGGUGAAAUUAAGGUAAAAUAUCAAGAUGCCUUUAGGUCAGAUCAUGAAAGUGGCGAUGGUGAAGAGGAGGAUUUUGGGGAAGACCUUGAAGAAAAAGAUGAAGAGCCUGAUUUAUUAAAAAAUUCCACAUUGGGUAUGUACGAUCUUGAUGAAAUUGAGGAUGAGGAUGACUUUGAUGAUGACUUUGAUGAUGACUUUGAUGAUGAAUUUAUGGUCGAUGAUGGUAUUGAAAUAGUUUUAUCCGAAAAUGACAAUGACUCGGAUGUUGAGAUCAUUGAUGAGCUUGAUGGAGAUGUUGAGGUUGAGGUAGAUGAUGCUGAUGACGAUGAUGAUAUAAAUAGUGAAAAUGAUGAAAGCGAGCUUGAUACAAUUUCUGAGGAUGGGGAUCAUGAUGAGCAUGAUCGUCAUGGCGAAAAUGGCGACGAUGAAAUAGAGCUUUCUGAUGUUGCACGUGAAAUGCGGGAUGCUCAAAUAGAUUUUGUGUAUGAAACGGACGAUGAGGAUAACGAAAUGAUAGAUCAGGAGAUUGACGAUUACACGUCGAACGAAGGUGAGGGGAUUUCAGAUUCGGAAGAGUAUUCAAUAGAAGUUGAAACGGAUACUGAUUCUGAAACUGAUAGUGAAGAAAAUAGUGACAUUAUCGAACUAGAAAUUGAUAGUGAAAAUUAUUCCAAUAAUAGUGAAAGCGAUAGCGAUGAUGACUCUGUUAUAUUACAGGAAUGGUUGGAUGAAAUUGAGAAUGAAGGUGAAGAUAAUAUUGCUGGCCAAAGAAGUAGAAGAAAUUCGAGCUUACGUGGCCAUGGUAAUUUAGAGGACAGUUUUCCUCCUAGAAUCCUACUACCGCAAAUGGGUUCAAAUAUCCCUAUUUCAAUGGAAACAAUUGAAGGUCCAGAUGGAAGAACUUCGUUCAUAGAAUUUACCCAAUCAUUGCUUGAUAGAAGAAAUAAUACACAAGUCCCUGGUUUGUUAGAUCUUAGAAGAGCUUUUGAACCCUUCAUUAGAAGCUCGAAUCAUUCUCACUUUAUUAUGAUCAAGUCUACUACACAGAGAUGGCAAGAGGUGUCUGAGUUGUACACUGGUAAAAAUGUUGUUUAUCGUGUUUUUCCAGAAAUAAUUAACUUGAUUGAAGAGAGGAGUGAAGUCCUCAUAUCUGAACAAAACAGGAUCAAGGAAGAGAAGGAGAAGGAAAGGAAAACAAAGUUUGAAGAAGAAGUUAGAAAGAGGGAAGAAGAAGAAAGAAGAAUUAUUGCACAGCUUGAACGAGAAAACAAUAAUAUGGAGGAUAAUGAAAAUGACAACGAAAAUGAAGAGUCCAACGCUUUGGAAACCAGAGAACCAGUAAUGGUGGAAAUUGGAGGAGAAAUGAUUGAUAUUGCUGGUACGGGUAUAGACCCUGAAUUUAUGAGCGCAUUGCCUGAUGAUAUGAGAGUGGAAGUGUACCAGCAACAUCUGAAUGAGAUGAGAGUGGAAGAAAGAGGCAGAGAAGCAAACGGAAUUCUAAGGGGCUUUUCUUUGGGUGAGGAUCCUUUCGGUAUCCACCUUGGAUCUGAAGAUGACGAUGAUGACGGGACUCAUGCUUUUCAUGGACGAAGGGACUUUGAUGAAGACGAUAGAAGCGAUGGUUUUGAAUCUGAAGAAAAUUUUGAGGACGGUUAUGAUGACGAAGAUGACGACGAUAUUGGUGAGAGCAAUGACCAUGGCAUCUAUAGUAUUCAUAUGGGUGGUGAGAAUUCCGUUGAACUGCAAAGGUCCAACCGUUCAACCAACACUAACGAAAACGCAGAUACGAUGGCUGGUUCAAAAAAAUCCACCAAGUCAUUUUUUACUUCACUCAUUGAUAAGCCAGGCAUCGCCUCGCUUUUAAAGCUGUUGUUCAUUCCUCAAGCCUACUACAAAAGAGAGCUAUUCUUAAAGACAGUUGGAUUUUUGUGUUUGAAUAAGCACAGUAGAUCCGACGUUGUUGCAUUGAUUCUCUACAUUUUGCAAGAAGGCAUCAAAGAUCAAAACUCUUUGGCAAGCGUUUUUGAACAAAUAUGCAACAGAGCAUCCAAGGAUUCUAACAAUGAAACUUUAGCUAGAGCUGUUCCGACUGUUUGCCCGCCUAAUUGUACGGUGACCUCUUUGGCCACCCAAUCUAUGGACGUGAUUCAGUAUCUUCUUGAAAACGAAAAAAGUAUGCGUUUCCACUUUCUAACCGAUCAAGAUGCAAUUUCAUUCAUGAAGAAAACAUCUAAAAAAAGUAAGUUAAAGGACAACAGUCAUAAAUAUCCAAUCAAUAUUUUGCUGAAUCUAUUGGAAAAUAAGAUUAUCAAGGAUGAUGCCAACUUGAUGGAUGUUUUAUCUCGUUCUAUUCAGAUUGCAACCAGACCUUUGCCUACCAUGAAGUUGAAACUACAUCAAAUUGAUCAAAAAGACAAUGGAGAACAAGUCAAAAAAUUACCACAAUUACCUAAUAUACCUGACAAAAGCUUAAAGCAAAUUAUCAAUGUAUUGAUAACUGAUGAGUGUGCCAACAAAGUUUAUCAGCAAACGAUUGUUUCAAUUCAGAACUUAUCAGUUCUAGAAAACGCAAGGAUAGUUUUCCCUAAGGAGUUAUCUAAAAAGGCUACCACACUAAGUUCUAAGAUUGUAAAAGAAUUGAGGGAACUUAUUGUUGAGCUAAAGGAUCGACCAGAAAACAAGAAUGUUGAGGAUAUUUCCUCCUUGAACCAAUUUUCUUCCGGCUCCUCAGACUCUGCUAAGCUAUUGAGAAUAUUAACUGCACUUGAUUAUUUAUAUCAAUCUAAAGAUAAUGAAACUGAUGAUAUACAGGAACUAACAAGUUUAUACAGAAAUUCAGCUUUAGGGCCUCUAUGGGGUGCAUUGAGUGACUGCCUAAAAUUGUUAAGAGAAGAUGACGAGAUGAACUAUAUUGCAUUUAUUUUGUCACCCUUGAUUGAAGCUCUAAUGGUUGUCUGUAAACAUAGUAAGGUUCAAAGAAUGAAUGUUUUGGAUGUACUAAGAUAUGAAGAGAAAGAGUCUUUAGAUUUUGCAAAGGAACCGAUUGAAAGUUUGUUCUUCACCUUUACCGAGGAGCACAAAAAAAUCCUAAAUCACAUGAUAAGAAAUAAUCCGAAAUUAAUGAGCGGACCAUUUUCGGUAUUAAUAAGAAAUCCUAAGGUGUUAGAGUUUGAUAACAAAAGGGUUUAUUUUGAUCAAAAAUUACAUGAAAAUGAUUCUAGUGAUAACCGUGAAAAGCUAACGAUUAACAUUAGGCGUGAUCAAGUAUUCCUUGAUUCAUAUAGAAACAUGUUCUACAAGCCAACUGAGAAGGUUAAAAAGAGUUUAUUAGAUAUCAAAUUCAAUGGUGAAGAAGGUGUUGAUGCUGGAGGUGUUACAAGAGAAUGGUACCAAGUUUUAAGCAGGCAAAUAUUUGAUCCUAAUUAUGCGCUAUUCAUUCCUGUUGCGUCUGAUAAAAGUACCUUUCACCCAAAUAGAACAUCAUGGGUUAACCCAGAGCACUUGUCAUAUUUUAAAUUUGUUGGAAUGAUUAUUGGUAAAGCCGUAUAUGAUGGGUAUGUACUAGAUUGCCACUUCAGUAGGGCUGUUUUCAAGAUGAUACUAAGUAAACAGGUAUCACUCAAAGACAUGGAAUCAUUAGAUUUAGAUUACUACAAGUCACUAGUGUGGAUGUUAGAGAAUGAUAUAACUGAUAUUAUUGUUGAAACAUUCAGUGUCGAAACCGAUGAUUAUGGUGAGCAUAAAGUUAUCGACCUAGUUCCUAAUGGAUCUAAUGUUUCCGUUACUGAAGAGAAUAAGCAAGAGUAUGUUAAGAAGAUUGUUGAGUAUAGGUUAUUGACGUCAGUUAAAGACCAAAUGAACAAUUUCCUUGAAGGAUUUUAUUCAAUGAUACCAAAAGAUUUAGUAUCAAUCUUUGAUGAACAAGAAUUGGAAUUGUUAGUUUCAGGUUUGCCGGAUAUUGACGUUGACGACUGGAGGAAUAAUACUAUUUAUGAGAACUAUUCGCCAUCCUCACCGCAAAUCCAAUGGUUUUGGAGAGCUGUUAAAUCAUUUGAUGCGGAAGAGCGUGCUAAGUUGUUACAGUUUGCAACUGGCACAUCGAAGGUUCCACUAAAUGGAUUCAAAGAGUUGGUCGGCAUGAAUGGCAUCAGUAAAUUUAGUGUUCACCGUGUAUACAAUUCAACGGAAAGGCUUCCAACUGCACAUACAUGUUUUAACCAAAUUGAUUUGCCAGAAUAUGAAAGUUACGGCAAGUUAAGGAAUGCAUUGUUACUGGCCAUUCGUGAAGGACAUGAAGGUUUUGGAUUCGCUUGA
Molecule: messenger RNA, 9837 nt
Organism: Pichia kudriavzevii
Lineage: Eukaryota; Fungi; Ascomycota; Pichiomycetes; Pichiales; Pichiaceae
Exons: 1
Coding region: 1-9837 (3278 amino acids)
Biological process (GO): protein phosphorylation; positive regulation of protein catabolic process; protein polyubiquitination
Molecular function (GO): ubiquitin-protein transferase activity; ATP binding; protein serine/threonine kinase activity
Source: RefSeq, a predicted model, not a curated record